Messenger RNA from Malania oleifera, 3023 nucleotides. Its product is annotated as transketolase, chloroplastic-like. The transcript has 7 exons. The record is from RefSeq and is a predicted model, not a curated record. Gene Ontology annotation, molecular function: transketolase activity. NCBI's taxonomy places the organism in Eukaryota, Viridiplantae, Streptophyta, Magnoliopsida, Santalales, Ximeniaceae. Gene Ontology annotation, biological process: pentose-phosphate shunt. Gene Ontology annotation, cellular component: cytosol. Bases 278 to 2533 code for a protein of 751 amino acids.
GAAAAACAAUUCCUUAUUUGUUAUUUUAUCUCAAUUUCUGGUUUUCAAAAUGGAAGGCGAGCUACCUACCCUCAGUCAACGGUCCCGAUGUCUCUCCCUCCAGAUCUAACGGUCCUCUCUCUUUCCUUACCUGUCCUCUUGCGUGGACGAGAAGAUCCGAAGAUCUCACUCUCUCUCUCCCCGUCAAUCUCCCUCUAUACAAAUCAGUAAUCACAGACAGGCGGAGGGUCCAACCAAAACUCUCACACCUCACCUCACCUCUCUCGCUACCUGAGCCAUGUCAGCUUCAUCAUCGCUCAACGUCUCUCAAGCCGUCGCAGGUCGAACAAUCCCACGUCAUGGCUCGAUCGCUUCGCCCUCCGAUCGGGUCUCUCUGUCCGCUGCUACUAUCCCCACCUUCUCUGGACUUAAAUCUUCCACAUCCAAAUCAUCCUCCUCACCCGGCGCAGCUCCCGCUCCUCGCUCCGCCGCUUCUCGCCGUCGGCUGGGUUUGGUCAGAGCCUCCGCCGCUGUGGAGACCCUAGACGCGACCACUGAGACCACCCUCGUGGAGAAGUCCAUUAACACGAUCCGAUUCCUGGCGGUGGAUGCUGUGGAGAAGGCGAAUUCGGGUCACCCGGGUCUGCCCAUGGGCUGCGCUCCGAUGGGUCACAUCUUGUACGACGAGAUCAUGAGGUACAACCCUAAGAACCCUUAUUGGUUCAAUCGUGAUCGGUUCGUUUUGUCCGCUGGACAUGGGUGUAUGCUUCAGUACGCCUUGCUUCAUCUUGCUGGCUACGACAGUAUCAAGGAUGAAGACUUGAAGGCUUUUCGCCAGUGGGGUAGCAGAACACCUGGACACCCGGAGAACUUUGAGACACCUGGUGUUGAAGUCACUACUGGUCCUCUUGGUCAGGGUAUUGCCAAUGCUGUUGGCUUGGCCCUUGCGGAAAAGCAUUUGGCUGCUCGUUACAAUAAACCAGGCUCUGAGAUUGUUGAUCACUACACAUAUGCUAUACUAGGGGAUGGUUGUCAAAUGGAAGGAGUUGCAAAUGAAGCUUGUUCUCUUGCUGGGCAUUGGGGACUUGGAAAGUUGAUUGCUUUCUAUGACGACAAUCACAUCUCCAUUGAUGGAAACACAGAGAUUGCCUUCACUGAGACUGUAGAGACUCGUUUUGAGGGUCUUGGCUGGCAUGUUAUCUGGGUAAAGAAUGGGAAUACUGGUUAUGAUGAUAUUCGCGCUGCCAUCAAGGAAGCAAAAGCUGUCAAAGACAAACCCACAUUGAUCAAGGUAACAACAACAAUUGGUUAUGGGUCCCCAAACAAGGCAAACUCAUAUAGCGUGCAUGGUAGUGCACUAGGUGCUAAGGAGGUUGAUGCCACAAGGAAAAACCUUGGAUGGCCGUUUGAGCCUUUUCAUGUGCCCGAGGAUGUUAGAAAGCAUUGGAGCCGCCAUGUCCCUGAGGGUGCUGCGCUUGAAGCUGAGUGGAAUGCCAAGUUUGCUGAGUAUGAGAAGGAGUACAAGGAAGAAGCGGCUGAGUUAAAAUCUCUCAUUGCUGGUGAUUUACCCACUGGCUGGGAGAAAGCACUGCCAGCAUACACUCCAGAGAGUACAGCUGAUGCUACCAGAAAUCUGUCUCAACAAUGCCUCAAUGCCCUAGCAAAAGUCCUCCCUGGUCUUCUUGGUGGCAGUGCAGAUCUUGCUUCCUCCAACAUGACCUUGCUGAAAAUGUUUGGGGACUUCCAAAAGGACACCCCAGAAGAGCGCAAUGUCAGGUUUGGUGUCAGGGAGCAUGGGAUGGGAUCCAUCUGCAAUGGGAUAGUUCACCACAGUCCUGGCCUCAUUCCAUACUGUGCUACAUUCUUUGUUUUUACGGACUACAUGAGAGCUGCUAUUCGUAUAUCUGCCUUGUCUCAAGCUGGAGUUAUCUAUGUUAUGACUCAUGAUUCAAUUGGGCUUGGAGAAGAUGGGCCAACCCAUCAGCCAAUUGAGCAUUUGGCUAGUUUCCGGGCUAUGCCCAACAUUUUGAUGCUUCGUCCAGCUGAUGGUAAAGAAACGGCUGGUGCAUACAAGGUUGCAGUUCUCAACAGGAAGAGACCUUCAAUCCUUGCCCUUUCCCGGCAAAAGCUGCCCCAGCUUUCGGGAACUUCUAUUGAAGGUGUUGAAAAGGGCGGGUACAUAAUCUCAGACAAUUCUUCAGGCAACAAGCCAGAUGUAAUUUUGAUUGGAACUGGUUCAGAAUUGGAAAUUGCUGUCAAAGCUGCUGACGAACUCCGAAAGGAAGGCAAGGCUGUAAGAGUUGUCUCUUUUGUUUCUUGGGAGCUUUUUGAUGAGCAAUCUGAUGCUUACAAAGAAAGUGUCCUGCCAGUGGCUGUAUCAGCUAGGGUCAGUGUUGAAGCUGGAUCAACAUUUGGGUGGGAGAAGAUUGUUGGAAGCAAAGGGAAGGCAAUUGGGAUCAACCAGUUUGGAGCGAGUGCACCAGCAGGAAGAGCAUACAAGGAGUUCGGUCUCACAGUGGAGGCUGUUAUAGCAGCAGCUAAAUCUGUUUGCUAAUCCCAUCACUGGUGGUCAAUGCAACUCAAGUGUAACUUGAGAUUUUGGUUUUGAAUUUGGAGAAGACAGUGGAGAGACCAUGCCUGAGAUUUGGGUCAUCACCAGGCUUCGAAAAUCACAAUAAAAGGGAAAAAGGAAAUUCUUUUCAUGCAUUUAUAUUAUUUGUUGGAGCCAGCUGAAUCUGCAAACUGAAUUGAGGUCAGAAGAGGGAUUACAGUUGAUUAAUGUCCUUGAAUUUGUACCAACUCUUCAGACUAGUAUUGAGUUUUUUUGUUUUACGUGUUUGAUUUGUAGCGAGGUUUUGUUUUAUCCUUUCAGUUAAUUUGGAGCUAUUGGGAUGAGGUGAUUUCUAAUCCCAACAUAAAUGUUUGUGAUCAGAGUUGGUUGCUCCAAUACGGGAUUCUUAAAUGAAGGCCUAUUCCUUACCCAUCUGAGGGAGAUUUCUUCUCCUCCGAAUGAAUAAAUUCUGGUGCUGCUAGUGUGUCAAAAA